AUGGCGCAAGUUGGAGCCAAUAUGGAGUACCAGGAGUACAAGUGGGCGUAUUCAAUCAUGGACUCGUCAAAGGUAUCUGCCUGCGUGAUCUCAAUGUUGCUGAUUGUGUACGGGAGCUUCAGAUCUUUGAACAUGGAACGGGAGGCCCGCGAGAGGGCGGACAGGGAGAGGGAGGCGACCCUCCUGGGGGGGAAGCCGGCCCCCGCCCCCUCCCCGAACAAUAAUGUCCAGACCCUGAACACGAUGCAGGCCCUGUGCUUCCCCCUCGGCUCCUCCGUCGCAUUGCUGGUGAUGUUCUUCUUCUUCGACUCCAUGCAGACCCUCGUGGCGAUUUGCACCGCAAUAAUCGCGUGCGCGGCGCUCGCUUUCCUGCUGACGCCGCUGUGCCAGUACGUGGCGGGGGGCGCGGGGGCGGGGGGGCCGCGCGCCGCCUGCGGCCGCUACUCGGCGCCCGAGCUGGCGGCCGCGCUGCUAGCGGCGGGCAUCGUCGCCGUCUGGGUGCUCACCGGCCACUGGCUGCUCAUGGACGCAAUGGGCAUGGGUCUGUGCGUGACGUUCAUCGCCCUCAUCCGGCUGCCGUCCCUGAAGGUCUCCACGUUGCUGCUCACCGGCCUGCUGCUCUACGACGUCUUCUGGGUCUUCUUCUCCUCCUACAUCUUCACCACCAACGUGAUGGUCAAGGUUGCCACAAGGCCCGCCGAGAACCCGAUGAACGUGGUGGCGCGCCGGCUGCAGCUGGGCGGCGCCAUGCGCGACGCGCCCAAGCUGUCGCUGCCGGCCAAGCUCGUCUUCCCCUCGAUGCACCACCAGGGACACUUCUCCAUGCUCGGUCUCGGUGACAUAGUGAUGCCGGGUCUGCUUCUGUGUUUUGUGCUGCGCUACGAUGCUUACAAAAAGGCCACUCUGGUGUGCCAGAUGGGCCAAGUGCCCGGCCCUAGGUCCAUGGGCUCCCGGCUGACGUACUUCCACUGCUCGCUGCUGGGCUACUUCCUGGGGCUGCUGACGGCGACGGUCUCUGCGGAGGUGUUCAAGGCCGCGCAGCCGGCUCUGCUCUACCUGGUGCCCUUCACGCUGCUGCCGCUGCUCACCAUGGCCUACGUGAAGGGUGAUCUCAGAAGAAUGUGGAGCGAGCCGUUCAUAGCGCCGAAUGGUAAAUCCGGGGCGGACUUCGAUGUG
This is a messenger RNA of Iphiclides podalirius (scarce swallowtail), 1176 nucleotides long. NCBI's taxonomy places the organism in Eukaryota, Metazoa, Arthropoda, Insecta, Lepidoptera, Papilionidae. The record is from the annotation of a GenBank genome assembly.